AUGGUGUGUAGUCGCUUGGACCAGAGCAUCUUGAGGGACUGGGAGAGGUCAACCAGCAACAAUAAGAAGAAGAUUCCAACAUACAGUGAACUGAUUACUUUUUUGAAGGAUCACGCUAGGAUCCUGUUUUCACUGAACAGUGGAAGCAUUACACCUCUUUGUCCGAUGGAGAAACCUCAUCAAUCUGGUGCUUACACCGCAGCCGUUUCGAAUCCCUCUCCACCGAAAGCGACCAGUUGCAUUGUAUGCAACCAAUCCCACCGCAUCUACGACUGCGAAGAAUUCAAGCGAAUGGAACUAGAUCAGAAGCAAGACACCGUCCGGAGGAAGAAGUUGUGCUGGAACUGUCUGGGGUCCAGUCACUUCAGCCGUGAAUGCUCGUCCAAACCCUGUCGGAAAUGCAACGAGAACCACCACACAUUGCUGCAUCCGUUCACCCCCAAUGACCGUUGCACUCGACCCCAAUCAAACCCACCAGAUCAAUAUGUUUCUGAUUGUAACGACGAGUCUGUGAUCCCUGCACUGUUGUCAAUUCCCUCUCCACUUGCCUCCACCACUACACCCGCCACCCAACAGCCUACUUUCAACUCGCUAGCUGCAGCAAACUCGUACAAAACCAGCCUCCCAACAGUCUUGCUGUCUACAGCCGUGGUAAAGGUCCAUGGCCCUUCGGGACGGUCCACACUCGUCCGAACUCUGCUGGACUCUUGCUCGGAGUCGAAUUUUAUCACCGACCGGAUUGUUCAGCUUCUGGGACUGAAUCGACGAAAGCAGCCAGCUGUUAUCGCCGGAAUGGGUGGAUCUACAGUAAACAGUCACCAGUGCACCAUUGCCACAUUCAGUUCCGUUGAUUCCACCUACUCGAACACGUUGACGUUCAACAUUCUUCCCACAAUCACCAACCAUCUGCCCGGAAAGAGAGUUGACACUUCUGAUUGGGACCUUCCUUCGACUGUGAUCUUAGCCGAUCCCGAUUUUGCCAAGCCACGGAGCAUCGACAUGGUUAUCGGUGCUCAGCUUUUCUUCAGCCUUCUGCGAGAAGGUCAACUAUCUGUCGCUGCCGGUUCUCCGGCGAAUCAGCCAAUUCUCCAACGCACCGUGCUCGGUUGGGUGGUCAGUGGUCCUGUAACCACAAAAGACCAGUCACAAAAAGCAAGACCGCUCGCUCUGCUGUGCACCACUGUUCGUCACGUGAAGCCUCAACAAGCUUGUUAUGUUCGGCGGCCUCCGGGAGGUCGCGGUCCAGUCGAGGAAAAACUACUUCCAACAAAUCGACAUUUGCAAAAUCGUAAACUACAGCAACUCGUGGUCCAGCACCGCACUCUUCGAAAACCAGCGUUGAUUGGGCGUUUCCAUGCUGAUUCUUCUGAAGGACAACCACGAGUCUCCGCUCAAGUGUAA
Aedes albopictus (Asian tiger mosquito) is the source of this 1401-nucleotide messenger RNA. RefSeq lists its product as uncharacterized. The record is from RefSeq and is a predicted model, not a curated record. Bases 1 to 1401 code for a protein of 466 amino acids. The transcript has a single exon. Lineage: Eukaryota; Metazoa; Arthropoda; Insecta; Diptera; Culicidae.